AUGCAUAGAAUACAGUAUCGGUGGAAGAAGGAGCCAAAGGGAAUGUAUUCAGAUGGUCACAAACAUGAUGAUGUUGUCGAUUACCAUCAGAACAAAUUUCUGCCACAAUGGGCGGUGCUGGAUCUGUGGUGUCGGUGGUGGGACAAAAAUGAUGAAGAAAUUCCUCACUCAUUUGUUGCUGCACCCAAUGGGAAGAUUGUUGCUGAAAGUAACUCAAUAACCAGUUUCUGCAGUGCAGAUCCACUCACACAAGGUCACACUAUUUUCAGACCAGAGAAGAACUGUGACAGAUACUACACAAAUGCAGAAAUUCUUGAACAAGUAAUGAAGGCAAUGGAUAUCCUUGACCAUGAUUACCCCAAUGAAUGGCACAUUUUUGCUUAUGACAAUGCAGCCACUCACACUGCUUGUGCUCCCAAUGCACUAUCAGCAUCAAAGAUGCCUGCAAAGCCAAGUAAAACAUUUUAUUAUGGUUCAUUUCCAGAUGGCUCACCACAGUCCUUCUAUUUUCCCAACAAUCACCCUGAUGUCGAAUUGUGUGGCCUGUUCAAAGGCAUGAAAGAGAUUAUUCAGAAAUGUAAUGAGAAGGGUGCUGGCCUUCCAGAUCUAUUCGCAACUCGCUCAAAUUGCUUUAUGGAUGCCUACCAGAAGCAUCUAAAUGGCCAGAAAACAGCUUGGGCAGGCAAGAAGUACUAUGGUCAUUGUGUUCUUCCAGAAAAUAUCCUUGAAAAGUUUGACAAAGCUCACCCUAAUGAAAAAUAG
Messenger RNA from Desarmillaria tabescens, 762 nucleotides. RefSeq lists its product as uncharacterized. The record is from RefSeq and is a predicted model, not a curated record. NCBI's taxonomy places the organism in Eukaryota, Fungi, Basidiomycota, Agaricomycetes, Agaricales, Physalacriaceae. The coding region runs from base 1 to 762 and encodes 253 amino acids. The transcript has 4 exons.